Molecule: messenger RNA, 1059 nt
Organism: Symbiodinium pilosum
Lineage: Eukaryota; Dinophyceae; Suessiales; Symbiodiniaceae
Source: the annotation of a GenBank genome assembly
AUGGCCAAAGCAGGCCACCUUGAUAUGCUGGUGGAGGACUGGGAUAUGGUUCCAAAGUACUGGGCCGAGUACUGUCAAGAGCAUCGGGCUCACCCUGUUGCCAGGCUAUUCUUCUACGUUGCCGGGUUCCGGGGCGACUGGAAGGCGCUCAAGCAAGUCUUUAAUUUUGAUAGGCGUCAGGGCAUCAAGAAUUGCUCCCUCCUGCAGGUUUGCUGGAAGUGCUCAGCCACCAAGGGCUCGCACGAUGUGGCCGAUGUUGCUUGUGCUUUCACAGACACCCGUGGGUGUGCCAGAUUUUGGGCAGAUCUCCAUACGCAGUGCCCCUGGAAGUAUUUGCCUGCUUACGCCACGCUGCCGGGCUUCGAAAUCAGCGCCAUCGUGCCCGAUCUGCUGCAUGUUUGGCAUCUUGGUGUCGGCCGGGAUGUGUUGGGUUCAAGUCUAGCCAUUAUGUUGAGCAACGGCGUGUUUGGGCCAGGGUCCGCGAUGAACAAGCUUAUGGAAGCCACAAACCGUUUGCGUCGCUUUGCAAGUUCUUCUGGAUACUCGCUCCGGCUGAAGAAGUUGACCAAGAACAAACUGAAUUGGAAACAGCGAUGCUAUCCAGAGCUUAAGAGUUCUGGCUAUGAUACGUUUGUGGUCCACCAGUGGGUAAUGAACGAGUUACACACUUUCCCUGAGUCGCUACCUGCUGACCUCAUUGCUUGCCUUUGGGCCUCCAACCAUUUCUUGAGCAUCUGGACGAACGCAGGAAGGUGGUUGAGCCCAGCUGAGCACGCCAACGUGAAGGAAGCUGGCAAGAUUUUCACGCAAGCGUAUUGCGCCUUGGCAAAGAAAGCUGCUAGGGAUCAAGUGCGUUUGUACAAAGUGCGGCCCAAACUGCACCUUUUGCACCAUCUGGCGCGACAAGAGACGCGGAAAAAUCCGCACUACUUCGCCACUUGGAUGGAUGAGGAUGGGCUAAAGAAGUUAGUGAAGGUUUUGAAGCUCAGUGAUGCCAGAAGCGCCGAAAAGCGCUUGUUGCAGAGAUGGCUACUCGGAUUGCCUGACGCGUGGAAGCAG